AUGCCCUCAAUGACAGCCGUCAUCCUGCACACCCCUGGGCCCCCAGACAGUCUCAAACUCACUCACCACCCCAUCCCAAUCCCCAAACCAGGUGAACUCCGCAUCAGAAUCAAAGCAUUCGGCCUCAACCGCUGCGACCUUCUUACCCGACAGGGCCACCACACCAUCACCUAUCCCCGGAUCCCCGGCAUCGAAGCCGUCGGCAUCGUCGAUGCAGCCCCGGGCCUAGAACACAUCUUCCCGCAGGAUAGCAUCGUAGCGACCGCCAUGGGCGGGAUGGGGACUGUUUUCGACGGAGGAUACGCAGAGUACACGUGCGUUCCGGCGGGGCAGACACAGCUCCUGCGGCCAAAGACGACUUUGCCAUGGGAGAUUCUCGGAGCAAUCCCGGUGAUGGUGUCCACGGCGUGGGGGGCGCUGAUUCGGUCGCUGGGGCUUAAGGCCCGGGACCGGUUGUUGAUACGUGGGGGGACGACGGCUGUGGGGCUGGCGGCCGCUGCGAUUGCGAAGGUGCACGGGGCGUAUGUGGCCAGUACGACGAGGAAGAAGGAGCGGGAGACGAUGUUGCUUGAGAAUGGGGCGGAUCGGGUCUGGAUUGAUGAUGGGGCGGUUGCGGAGCAGAUUGGGGCGGCUGGCUCGGGGGGUUCCUAUGAUAAAGUGCUUGAGCUGGUGGGUGCGGCUACUUUGGCUGACUCGCUGCGGUGUGUGAAGAAAGGUGGCAUUGUAUCUCUUGUUGGCAUGUUGAGUGAGAAUGGGGAUCUGGAGACGGUGGAUCUGAUGGAGAUGAUCCCCUCUGAGAUCAAGCUGACGGUGUACCGGGGGACGUCUGAGGAUUUCAUGAGCACGCCAUUGGAUGCAGUGCUGAGGCUGCUUGAGCAGGGAAGUUUGAAACUCAAGAUAGGACGAGUGCUGCGGAUGGAACAGAUUGUGGAGGCUCAUCGGUCUGUUGAGCGUGAGCCCCCUUUACCCCCGUCGGAUAUACACCUUCUGCUCCGAGUGCUGGCCAUUGAGGACUUUUGUCGGUACAAGUACAUCAUUUACACAGAGGGGGUAACCUACUCUGGAAGGCUGCCCUUCCAUCAGGCUUGCCGCUCCAUCAUUCUCAAGCCGCCCAUGGCAUGGAUGCUGUACACAACACAUCUCGUACGACCAUUUUUUUCGAGCACAUUAUUGCAGACAGAGCCCAGGCUGGAACCUCCCCAUCAGUCGGAUCGCAUCAAGCGAGCCUGGCCAACGGUGAUCUUCGACUGGUUCGACAUCCACCUGGGAGCAACCAUUUCGGUAUCAGUUUGUGGAAGGCGAAAGAACCACGCAAUUGAGAGGUAUGUCUUGGUCGCCGGUACCACUGCCGAGCCAGGUAAACCAGGCAUGGGCAUGGUCUGGCAACAUUUUCUCGAUAACCAGAUCGAUUACUGUGUCCUGCGCCCAAAUUGGUUCAUGGAGAACCUCGCAGAAGCGGUUCCAUGUGCAGUGAUUCGCAAUCAGAGCAAGAUCUAUACAGCCUGCGGCGACGGCAAAAUCCCCUUCAUCAGUGCCAUUGACAUUGCGGCAGUCGCUUUUCGAGCCCGACAGAUCAUAAAUCACACAAUUGUGAUCGCCGCAUGCAUUUUGGGACCAGAGCUUCUCACUUAUGAUCAGAUAGCUGAGAAGCUGACUGUAAUCCUGGGCCGACGGGUCGAACAUGUCAAGAUGACAGGAGAUGAGCGGUACGAAGCGUUGGUCAAGGCUGGCGUCUCAGGCGACUAUGCCCGAUUUCUGAGUAACCUCGAGACCGCAGCAUCCACUGGCUGUGAGACUGGAAUGAGCGACAGUGGAAAAGUCACUGGACAAGCCGCAAGACGUUGUGACCAGUCUGCACGGGAGAACAAAGCUGUUUGGGAGUGA
This is a messenger RNA of Aspergillus viridinutans, 1884 nucleotides long. RefSeq lists its product as uncharacterized. NCBI's taxonomy places the organism in Eukaryota, Fungi, Ascomycota, Eurotiomycetes, Eurotiales, Aspergillaceae. The coding region runs from base 1 to 1884 and encodes 627 amino acids. The record is from RefSeq and is a predicted model, not a curated record. The transcript has 4 exons. Gene Ontology annotation, molecular function: oxidoreductase activity.